CCCGCCCUUCUCUGCACUCGUCCAUCCUGGAAACCAGGAACGCGCGGCGAAGCUAACUGCCCAAAGGCAUCUUUCUGGCUGAAUACAGUCUAGGAGUCGGAUCCAUUCCAGUAUAGUCAGCAAAUUGGGAGAGCGCCUUCCUGUCUUUCUCAUUAUGCAGAUUUCGCCGAGUUCUAAACUGUCUUGGUCCAAUAAGAUCCAUUGUUGUUGUUCAGUCGGUCUGACUCCUUGAGUCUUAGGCUUCCGCAAACAAGAAUUCUCUCCCCCACCAAGAACUUUACAAACUCCCUCCCGUUUUGAUCUUGGUGACUCAGUAAACUUUUACUAAGCGCCUUCCGCGGGCCAGGCACCUUGCUAACCUCCAGGGACACAAAAAAGAAGCAAAAGAUAGUCCCUGCAAGAGAGUUUACAAUCUAAUGAUUCAAUCCAACGAUUGAAACUGUCAGGGAGAAGUUGCACCAGCAAAAAGGCAUAUAUACAAAACCGGUGGAAAUACCAGAAAUCAAGGCUUAAGUCAACAUCUUUGUUACUGUGUCUUUUCUGAAUCAUGAUUAUAAUGGCACAAGAACAAGAACCUGCAAAUAUCAAGAUCAUAAAAGAAGCAUACAAGCAGGCCUUUAUAUUUGUUAAUAAAGGACUGAAUGCAGAUGAAUUAGGGCAAAAGAGAGAAGCAAAAAAUUACUAUAGUAAAGGAAGAGAACAUCUACUCCAAGGAGUCAGCAUUUCAUCAUCUGGAUCUGACUGCACAGGUUCUGAGUGGGAAUCUGCUAGACAGAUGCAACAGAAGAUGCAAGAAACAUUACAAAAUGUCAAUAUGAGAUUGGGAAUCUUGGAGCAAAAUCCUUCAUCUUUUGAUCCCAAGAAUCUUCAGGAAGGGUCCCAAUUAUAUCCUGUGUUGCCCCCUAAUGGGAAGCCAGAAAAACCCUCCCUGCCUCCAUCUUUGAUUUCAUCAUCUGUACAAACAGAAGUUAAUGGGAACUCUCCCUCCACAAGCAUGGAUCAACACUCUGUGGUUAGUUCUGUAUCACUGGAAGCACCGCCUGCUUACACACCCUGUGCUGCAGAUGGGCACUAUACUCUAUCUUAUGGAACACAGUCUGGGGAAUUUUCAUCUGUUGGUAAAGACUAUUAUACAACUUCUGCUCAUCCACCUCCUCUUGAGACUCUAGGAGUAGAUGUAGAAGAGUUAAUUUUAAUACCCAAUGGAGUACAGAUUUUCUUUGUAACUCCUGCUGGGGAAGUUAGUGCGCCUUCCUAUCCUGGAUACCUUCGGAUUGUGAAAUUCUUGGAUACUACCAGUGAAGCUGCACAGAAUCGGCCCUCUGGAUUUCUUCAGGUUUGUAAUUGGGUGUAUCCUCUGAUGCCUAGUCAAUCUCCUGUACUGCGCUGCAGUAGUGGAGUCUACAUGUUCCCAGACCCAACAUUACAAAUGUCAGGAUCCUGUGUGGGUGUAGUCUUGUCUUCUGAAUUACCUGAAGAAGAUCGAGAGCUCUUUGAAGAUCUUUUGAAACAAAUGGCUGAUCUUCGAGUCCAGGCCAGCGGGAACAGGGAAAACAGAGAAGAAAUACAAAUCCCUGGAGGAAUGAGAAUACCCUUUGUUCAGUUGAAGGAACAGCCUAGCAAGAAUUUGAGGAAAUUGGUCCCUUCUGACCAGGGCAUUAAGGAUGGUGACCAGAAGGAAGGAAGUGGGACAAAAGUUUCAGGUACUUCAAGUGAAGAAAUUAAUCUGAGCCAGGUUGUACCCUUCCAACCAGUUCCUGAAGAAAAUGUGAGAGUGUUACCUGAGUGGAGUGAGAAAGUAUCUCAAAAUAUUUUAGCAGGUGCAUCCUGGCUGAGUUGGGGUUUAGUUAGAGGAGCUGAACUUACUGGGAAAGCAAUCCAUAAAGGAGCCUCAAAACUUCGAGACCAUAUUGAGCCUGAAGAAAAACCACUGGAAGUUAGUCCAGCUGUGUCCAAGGGACUUAAUAUAGCAAAACAGGCUACAGGAGGAGCAGUGAAAGUCAGUCAGUUCCUAGUGGAAGGAGUAUGUUCCAUAGCAAACUGUGUGGGAAGAGAAUUAGCCCCACAUGUCAAGAAACAUGGAAGUAAACUUGUUCCAGAAUCUCUUAAGAAAGACAAAGAUGGGAAAUCUACUUUGGAUGGUGCCAUGGUUGUAGCAGCAAGUAGUCUUCAAGGAUUUUCAACUGUAUGGCAAGGAAUGGAGUGUGCGGCUAAAUGCAUAGUUAAAAAAGUUGCUUCAGAAACUGUAAAUACAGUUAAACACAAAUAUGGAGAUGAUGCUGGUCAUGCUACAGAUAAUGUAAUGAAUUCUGCCAUCAAUGUUGGUGUCACCGCAUUUAAUAUUGAUAACAUCGGUAUCAAAGCUGUGGUGAAAAGAACAGCAAAGCAAACUGGAAAAGCCAUCUUAGAGGAAUAUCAAGUAGUUGACAAGUCAGAAAAAAAAGAUGAAAAAGAAACUAAUAAGAUAGUCAAGAAGAAAGGUAAAUAAUGGAAAUACUAUGGAUUAACUCCACCAAAGCCUUACUAAAUGGAUAUAACUUCA
This is a messenger RNA of Sarcophilus harrisii (Tasmanian devil), 2542 nucleotides long. RefSeq names its product spartin (gene SPART). The coding region runs from base 548 to 2488 and encodes 646 amino acids. The record is from RefSeq and is a predicted model, not a curated record. Gene Ontology annotation, cellular component: plasma membrane. The transcript has 9 exons. Gene Ontology annotation, biological process: negative regulation of BMP signaling pathway; cell division. NCBI's taxonomy places the organism in Eukaryota, Metazoa, Chordata, Mammalia, Dasyuromorphia, Dasyuridae.